AUGAGUGACAAGAAUACCCGUAUCGCUAUUGUCAAUGUUGACAAGUGCAAGCCAAAAAAGUGUCGUCAAGAGUGUAAGCGGUCAUGUCCUGUGGUGAAGACCGGUAAAUUGUGUAUUGAGGUCACACCAACGUCGAAAAUCGCGUUUAUCUCAGAAACGUUGUGUAUUGGUUGCGGUAUUUGUGUGAAAAAGUGCCCAUUCGAUGCCAUUCAGAUUAUUAAUUUGCCCACGAACUUGGAAGCUGAAGUGACGCACCGCUACUCUGCCAACAGUUUCAAACUUCACAGGUUGCCUACUCCAAGACCAGGUCAGGUUUUAGGUUUGGUGGGUACCAACGGUAUUGGCAAAUCUACGGCUUUGAAAAUUCUUGCGGGUAAGCAAAAGCCCAAUUUGGGCCGCUACGACGAUCCACCCGAAUGGCAGGACAUUAUUAGGCACUUCCGUGGUUCGGAACUGCAAAACUACUUUACCAAAAUUCUUGAAGAUGACAUCAAGGCUAUCAUCAAACCACAGUAUGUGGAUAAUUUACCUAGAGCCAUCAAGGGCCCCGUUCAGAAGGUCGGUGAACUGCUAAAGCUAAGAUUGGAGAGAACCCAAGACGACGCCAAAUAUGUCAUCAAGGCAUUGGAUCUACAGAAUGUCUUGAAGAGAGACGUUGGUGCCUUGUCUGGUGGUGAAUUGCAGAGGUUUGCUAUUGGUAUGUCUUGUGUUCAAAGUGCCCAAGUCUACAUGUUUGACGAACCAUCUUCCUACCUGGAUGUCAAACAACGUUUGAACGCGGCACUGGUUAUCAGAUCGUUGUUGGAUGCUUCCACUUACGUGAUUUGUGUCGAGCACGAUUUGUCGGUUUUAGAUUACCUUUCCGACUUCGUCUGUAUUCUCUACGGUGUGCCUUCAGUGUAUGGUGUCGUUACACUCCCAUCUUCUGUUAGAGAAGGUAUCAACAUCUUCUUAGAUGGCCAUAUCCCUAGUGAGAACAUGAGAUUCAGAACUGAAGCUUUACAGUUCAGAAUGGUUGAUGCUCAAGACCAACUACAACAAGAAGAUGCUACUCGUGCUUUCCACUACCCUAAUAUGCAACGUACUCAAGGUGACUUUAAGCUUAGCGUUGAAAGCGGUAGUUUCUCUGAUUCUGAGAUAUUGGUCAUGAUGGGUGAAAACGGUACUGGUAAGACGACUUUGAUUAAGUUAUUGGCUGGCGCCUUGCCAGCUGACGGGAACGCCGAAAUUCCAAAACUCAAUGUUUCCAUGAAACCUCAAACGAUUGCUCCUAAGUUCCCUGGGACAGUAAGACAAUUGUUUUUCAAAAGAAUCAGAGGACAAUUCUUGAACCCUCAAUUUCAAUCAGAUGUUGUGAAGCCUUUAAGAAUUGACGAUAUCAUUGACCAAGAAGUGCAACAUUUGUCUGGUGGUGAGUUGCAAAGAGUUGCUAUUGUGCUGUCUCUCGGUAUUCCUGCUGACAUUUAUUUGAUCGAUGAGCCUUCUGCUUAUUUGGAUUCGGAACAGCGUAUCAUUUGUUCUAAAGUUAUCAGAAGAUUCAUUUUGCACAACAAGAAGACUGCUUUCAUUGUAGAGCACGAUUUCAUCAUGGCCACUUAUUUGGCCGACAAAGUCAUUGUCUUUGAAGGUACACCUUCCAAGAAUGCAUACGCCAGGGCUCCAGAAAGUUUGUUGACUGGUUGCAACCGUUUCUUGAAAAACUUGAACGUUACCUUCAGAAGAGACCCUAACUCUUUCAGACCUAGAAUUAACAAAUUGGACUCUCAGAUGGACAAAGAGCAGAAGUUGUCUGGUAACUACUUUUUCCUUGACAACACAGGCGUUUAA
Molecule: messenger RNA, 1827 nt
Organism: Lachancea dasiensis
Lineage: Eukaryota; Fungi; Ascomycota; Saccharomycetes; Saccharomycetales; Saccharomycetaceae
Source: the annotation of a GenBank genome assembly